Messenger RNA from Brassica oleracea var. oleracea, 1911 nucleotides. RefSeq lists its product as uncharacterized. The record is from RefSeq and is a predicted model, not a curated record. The coding region runs from base 1 to 1911 and encodes 636 amino acids. Lineage: Eukaryota; Viridiplantae; Streptophyta; Magnoliopsida; Brassicales; Brassicaceae. The transcript has 4 exons.
AUGGAGAAGUUCAAGGCAGUAGUCUCGAGGAUUGAAAUCCCGGACGACAUCGCCAUUGACGCACUACGGAACACGUUGUGGGUUCGCUCCAAGUUUCGAGAAGACUUAUACCAAAAUCCAACUACGUCGCUCCAAGAUGAAAUCGCGCGUUCGGAUAACUUUAUUCGAAUGGAAGAAGAUACUAACGCAAUCCUCAGCAAGAUGAAUGCACCAAAAGCUCCAGCGGCGAAAAACGCCAACACACGACAAGAACCGCGCCAGCACACUCCUAGCGACAAAAACGGCCUCCGCGGGGAAGGUUGGAACAAAUGGGUCAGAGAACUCGACUCGUCUGACAAGCCAGUCGAUACUAGCAAGAAUAAAGAAAGAAGAGCCAAACGCAAAGCUACCGACAAAGGCCGCCAAAACGAAACGCAAAAAGACGGGGAUAAAACUCCGAAGUAUGACGGCGAGGAAGACUCCUCGGCCGAUGAAGAACAUCCAGCUAACCGCAGGCGCAUUGAGGUUAUACUCUCUCAGCAAACCUUAUCAUCAGACGACGAUAAUGACGAUACACCUAAACUCGGAGAUCUGAGAGAUGUUCUGAAACGAAAGCUCGAGUCCAAAGACGACAACAGUUCCAAGCAUAGUGAUCUCCGGCUAACGCUGGAUGCAAAGAAGUCUCGCCGAAUCUCAACGGAUGACCUUGACCCCAAAGAGCAUCAGGAAUGCUCCAACGGUGACCUUCGAGAUAAACUCAACGCCGGCGCAUGCGAUCUUCGCAUUCUUCUCAAUCGCUCGAAACCCACAGACCUCAGAAGACGGUUAGAACAAGCCAAGACGUCAAGCAACGCUACGCUGUCGAAAAACGACAACAAUGUAUCAGCCGACCUAUGCGCCUUUAUAGAUUCCAAGCGAGUAAAAACGAGACAGCAACUAAAUGUCAUUAUGGGCGGCUCUCCUCCCUGCGGAAAUUCUGUUCGCUCCGUCAAGGAUUACUGCCGGCAAGUUGCAACUUCGCAGAGGUGGCCGAUUAGGCCGCCAAGUCACCCACCUAUAACGUUCUUGCCUGAUGACGCCGAAGGGAUUCACAUUCCCCACAACGAUCCCCUCCUUGUCGUCCUUGGAAUUGGGGAGUACGACGUCACCAAGGUCCUUAUUGAUACAGAGAGCUCCGUCGACCUCAUCUUCCGUGGAACCCUGCAAAAGAUGGGAGUGGACCUCGACAACAUUAAACCGUCCUCCAGAACGUUAACCGGCUUCAAUGGAUCUUCUGAAACAAUACUGGGAACAAUCCGCCUUUCGGUACGUGCAUGUGGAGUUACUCGGACAGUCAAGUUCGCUGUCGUAAGCACAAAGGCACCUUACCAUGCCAUACUUGGAACCCCUUGGAUACACUCGAUGCAAGCAAUUCCAUCUACUUAUCACCAGUGUAUCAAGUUCCCCGGUACAAACAGCAAGAUCAAAACGUUGCGCGGGGAUCAGAAGGCCGCUAGGGAAUUACUGGUCGCCACCGUCAAGCUCCAACACUCCUCUCUCUACCCGUUAACUCUGUCUCUCCUCCGACCUCAAAGGUCAAAAGCCGUGAAUGAAGAGGUUGACCGGUUACUCGGUGCUGGCUCAAUCGCUGAGGUAUGCUACCCUGAGUGGUUAGCAAACCCAGUAGUAGUCAAAAAGAAGAAUGGGAAGUGGCGCAUUUGCGUCGACUUCACUGACUUAAAUAAAGCUUGCCCGAAGGACAGCUAUCCUCUCCCCAAUAUCGACCGUUUAGUCGAAUCUACAACCAGAGACGAGAUGCUCACGUUUAUGGAUGCCUUCUCUGGAUACAACCAGAUCAUGAUGCACCCUGAUGACCGCGAGAAGACGGCCUUUAUCACAGAUAGGGGAACCUACUGCUAUAAGGUUAUGCCAUUCGGCCUGAAGAACGCAUGA